Diceros bicornis minor is the source of this 1681-nucleotide messenger RNA. RefSeq names its product neurexophilin 1 (gene NXPH1). The transcript has 2 exons. Gene Ontology annotation, molecular function: signaling receptor binding. The coding region runs from base 1 to 828 and encodes 275 amino acids. The record is from RefSeq and is a predicted model, not a curated record. NCBI's taxonomy places the organism in Eukaryota, Metazoa, Chordata, Mammalia, Perissodactyla, Rhinocerotidae.
AUGAGGCAAGGGGACCAGACUGUCAAAGCCCUUGUAGACUACGGUGCCCAGAGGUUGGACCCUAUCGUCACGUGUGCCAAUUUAACGAACGGUGGAAAGUCAGAACUUCUAAAAUCAGGAAGCAGCAAAUCCACACUAAAGCACAUAUGGACAGAAAGCAGCAAAGACUUGUCUAUCAGUCGACUCCUGUCACAGACUUUUCGUGGAAAAGAAAAUGAUACAGAUUUAGACCUGCGAUAUGACACCCCAGAACCUUAUUCUGAACAAGACCUCUGGGACUGGCUGAGGAACUCCACAGACCUUCAAGAGCCUCGGCCCAGGGCCAAGCGAAGGCCCAUUGUUAAGACGGGCAAGUUUAAGAAAAUGUUCGGAUGGGGUGAUUUUCAUUCCAACAUCAAAACAGUGAAGCUAAACCUGUUGAUAACUGGGAAAAUUGUAGAUCAUGGCAAUGGGACAUUUAGUGUUUAUUUCAGGCAUAAUUCCACUGGUCAAGGGAAUGUAUCUGUCAGCUUGGUGCCCCCCACGAAAAUAGUGGAAUUCGACUUGGCACAACAGACCGUGAUUGAUGCCAAAGAUUCCAAGUCCUUUAACUGUCGCAUUGAAUAUGAAAAGGUUGACAAGGCCACCAAGAACACACUCUGCAACUAUGACCCUUCAAAAACCUGUUACCAGGAGCAGACCCAAAGUCAUGUAUCCUGGCUCUGCUCCAAGCCCUUUAAGGUGAUCUGUAUUUACAUUUCCUUUUAUAGUACAGAUUAUAAACUAGUACAGAAAGUGUGCCCCGACUACAACUACCACAGUGACACACCUUACUUCCCCUCGGGAUGAGGAUGAACAUGGGGCUGAGACUGAAGCCUGAGGAAUUAAAGGUCAUAUGACAGGGCUGUUACCUCAAAGAAGAAGGUCACAUCUGUUGCCUGGAAUGUGUCUACACUGCUGUUCUUGUCAACUGGCUGCAAAUACGCUAGUGGAAAACAAUCUGAUGUAAUUUCUACCCAGUCAGCUUCAUCUCUCAGUAUAGUUGUAAAUCACCACAGAUUUUAAAGCCACACUUGAAGACAUGCUCUCACACAUAGAUGUACACAAACACACACUCCUAUACAUUUCAGCUUGCGUCUGUCAUGAUUCCUGUCCAGAGGGCUUUCAUUGUCUGACUCAUAAUGGUUCAGCAUAACCUAUCAUCAAGCAAAAGGAUUAACUUGACAGUGAAUGGAAAUCUCUUUUAAAGUCUCGAGUACAUGCUAAUCAAUAAUCCCCACUCAUGCAUUCCUACUGCUUGGAGUAGCUGUACUGGUAAAUACUACUGUAGGAGUAUCUGCUUGUUAAAAUGGAAAAAAUGUGUCUUUAGAGCUCAGUAUUCUUUAUUUUAUGAACACAACAAAGUGUAAUAACUUUUUUCCAGCAUACAGUAGGCACAUUCAAGGUGAUACAAGAUGGCUCUUUUUUCUAUGGAGGGAGCCUGUUCUCAGUAAAGAUGAGCAAACAUUUGGAAUUUACAUGUGGGCAGACAUUGGAUUACAGCUUUCAUCACCAAUCACUGGACUUGUGCAAAGUCAAGACCAGCUAAGGCUGCUUAAAACAAGUUCUGAUCAUUAUGUAAGAAGGGAAAUGCCUGACAGACACCAUGUAAGUUAUAAGUGUCUGUCUUAUCUUUACUACACAUAUUGUAACAAACUCAAUA